AUGGAGCGUGUAGCAUUAACAUCAUUUGACCUUCAAUUGUUUCAGGAAAGAAGAAUUGCAGAUGCAAUAACAAAUUAUAAUAUACAUGUGGGAGCCAAGAUCUCAACUCUGAAAGAAAAUCAGAGAAGUGCUGUAAAGUAUUUAGUUGAGGGCAAGGACUGCAUCUGCUCCCUUCCCACUGGUUAUGGCAAAUCACUGAUAUAUGAAUUACUGCCUUUCCUUGACACUGGGUGUCUAGUUGAUGUAGUAGUUCCUCUAAAUGCAAUUCUAAACCAGCAGAUGGAAAAUCUUCUUAUGAAAAAUGUUGAGAUAAUAAGUGAAAGUCCGGCCAAAGACAAUAUCAGUCUUACAGUGAAAAGACGACCAAGUCCUACUGCAAGUGGAAACAGUUCUACAACACCCUACGAUUAUAUUUUUCAUCCUGUUAUAACAAAGUUGAAGCAUGAAUUACAAGAUUUUGAGAUCAUCAUCAUUUAUUGUAAAUCCAUGCAGUGGAUAGGUUAUGGCUACGAGACAGCCAGAAGAAUCCUUGGCACGGACUUCUACGCAGGUGAUAGCAAACUUGAGCAUGCUCGAGUGGUGAUGUUUCACUCUUCUAUGGAAAAAGAAUCUGGCCAGCUGAAGAACAUGAUACUGACAACACUUCAAAAACCAGAUGCAGAAUGUCAGAUAAGGCUCAUUAUUUCAUCUGUUGCAUUAGGAAUGGGGGCAGACUUGAAAAACGUUAAAAGGAUAAUACAUGCAGGACCACCAACUACUUUAGAAGCAUAUAUUCAAGAGAUUGGUCGUGCUGGACGAACAGGGUCUGUGGCAGAAGCAGUUCUCUACUUCAAUAAUUCUGACAUAUCAGGUCAAUGUAUGAGAAAGGAUAUGCAAGAUUACUGUAGAAACAAUGAAAAGUGUCGCAGGGAUAUCAUCAAUGAACAUUUUGGCUUCCAAACCAAGGAAAAACCAACAAUCUGCUGCAAUUUUUGUGACUCUCAACUGUGUAUUGAAUGGGAUUUUUUCUAA
Ruditapes philippinarum (Manila clam) is the source of this 1011-nucleotide messenger RNA. RefSeq names its product ATP-dependent DNA helicase Q1-like. Lineage: Eukaryota; Metazoa; Mollusca; Bivalvia; Venerida; Veneridae. Gene Ontology annotation, cellular component: chromosome; nucleus; cytoplasm. The transcript has 5 exons. Bases 1 to 1011 code for a protein of 336 amino acids. Gene Ontology annotation, molecular function: 3'-5' DNA helicase activity; four-way junction helicase activity; ATP binding. Gene Ontology annotation, biological process: double-strand break repair via homologous recombination. The record is from RefSeq and is a predicted model, not a curated record.